Molecule: messenger RNA, 3194 nt
Organism: Chelonia mydas (Green sea turtle)
Lineage: Eukaryota; Metazoa; Chordata; Testudines; Cheloniidae
Gene: SMIM5
Product: small integral membrane protein 5
Exons: 5
Coding region: 1678-1989 (103 amino acids)
Source: RefSeq, a predicted model, not a curated record
CCAUUCCCCAUUGGGAGCCAGCAGGAAACUGGACAGCAUAAAGAAAGUUAAUUGCUUUAACAUGCAACCGAACUAUUGAAAGGAAAUCAAUAUAACCCCAACCCAGACUACUCCAGCAAAAGCCGUCAUUAAUCGGAACAAAGAAGAGACCUCGCUGGCAGAAAGAUACACAGGAAGUUUCCAACAAGUGUUGGCACCGUGGGCUCCGCUCUAGACAGUUAGUACCAGUUGCCAGGCUCUGCUUGUGCUCACUUCUCGCCUCCCUCCCCAGCACACAUGUAAUACGAAACCUCACAUCUCCAGAACGACCAACAACAAAAAAAAGAGCUCAGGCAGAGACAGCAGCUGGCUGUCAGCAGCAGAGUGGAGAGGGGCCAAGCGAGGAAAGAACCCCAAGCCAGAGAGGGGCAGGAUGGGGGGAGAGAGACGUGAAGUUUAAGAAGACAGAAAAACAACAACAGGCGGAGGAGGACAGUCCUGCGGCACUGUUGGGGUACAGCUGUGUGAAUGCCAAGUCAUAAUAAGAAGUUUUACUCCGUAUUGCAAAGGCAGGAAAUGUGGACAUUCUGAUUUUCUCCUGUAAUGAGCUCCAAAGUUUUGCCCCUGUUGCCAGAAGAGCACUGGCUCCUGCUCUCAUGUUCCUGUUCCCAGUGAACGUACUACUGAGGGAGGUCAGCUGCAAAGAGAUACACAGAGAUGGAGAAACUGUGACAUGAAGAGGUUGAUUUGCCCAAGAUUAAACAGUCCAUUGGUGGCUAUGCUUGCUAUAGAAUCCAGGAACCCAAUUUCCAGUUGUCUUCUCUAACCCCCAGCAACAUUCUAUCCUUGGAAAGUAAACUGCCAGUUAAAGUGGGGACUUCAAGCCAGAUGGGGACUGCAUCUCCAGUAUCAUACAGAGAUCACCAGCAGCCAAACUGGUUUCUUCUUAUCAUCUGAAAUGCUGUAAAGUAACGGAGUGAGAAUAACAUCAGCUACUUUCCUUUGUAAACAAGAACAGAGUAAUGGAACUGUAUCUUUCAUAGAGAGGUGUCUGUUUUAAUAAUUAUCAUUUGCCCUGAUCCUCGGUAUCACCUUUCAUCUGUUACUGUAGGUCUUCUGCAGCUUCUUUGAAAAACAAGCUUACUAAAUGAAUUAAUCUUUAUAACUCCUUUGUGAUGUCAAGUGUUCAAACCAAGAUAAACAAGCAACAUUCCUUGCAACUUUUAAACAUCAGGCUCCUUCACCCACAAUGGUGUUAGAUAGCCUGACCAACAGAACACCCACUGCUGAGGAAAGAAAGUCAAGCCAGGAUCCUGGUCAAACUAUAUAGAUUGAACCCUACAUUAAGCCAUACAGUGUUACACCCAUGCCACAGCAGCAAUUCUACACUUCACACCAAAACUGUGGAGGCCUAGCUCAUAUCAUACUAGCAACUCACUCCCCAGCCCAGAGCAGGGCACAAAAACAUUUUUGACAGACUGUUUGCUGUGGGAUCUUCCAGGCAGAAAGACACCAUCCGGAGGGACAACACGAAGUGUUUUACCUCUAAAGCAACGAUCAGAGAGCACAGACUGUUUUGCCUCUCCUCACACUUUCCAUUUGUUGGACUGGAAAUCAAACUGAGACAUACAGACAUAGAAUCCUGUAACAGUGCGUGAGGUGGAAGAAAAGCCACUAGUGGAUCAGUUCGCUUUAGGCAUGGAGAUCAAUUCUGGAGAGAAAUAUUUAACCCUGUGUAACACAACUUGGACAGUGCUGGUCAGGAUGUCUUCUGAAGGCUUUCUGAACGAAAUACAGACCAUUGGUGAGAAGUUCCUGCUUAAGCUCCAGAAGCUGCCCAAGGCUGAACCUGUGGAGAUAGUGUCAUUUUGUAUUAUCCUCUUCUUUAUCGUUACUGUGCUGUCACUGACGACCAUAGCCUGCAGCUGUUGCUGUUAUCGCUGCUGCUGCAACGGAGGCCCUGAUCAGAGAGGCAGGAAGAUCCAGAUCCAGCCAACUGCUCAUGUGUGAAAUGCAUCAGGAGAAGAAAGUGAAAGAGGACACAGGCAGCCACUGUGGCUGAAUCGCCUGGGAAUGACACUCUCUACACUAACUCUCUGAACAGGCUGGUGGGAGUGAAUGAGAAUAUGCUGCAGAGGAGGAAAGUAGAUCAUAAGAUGGAUUAGGCGGUUCUGCAAUGAUCGCUGCCUGGGUCUGUGAUGUGGCGACAUAGGUAACACUAUUCUGACAUCCUCGUCUCCUUGCCAUAGACGGACACAAACACAGACUUUUUCCCAAGGCGAACAUUGCAGCUGGGCAAGCAGCAAAUUCCAACAGGCUCCCUCUUUGCGAGCAAAGAGCAGUAAACCAUGACAAAGACCACAUGCAGACUGCCCCAGGGUUAGGAAGUUACCUGCUCUCUUGAUAACUGACCUAAUCCAGAGAGGUGGUGCUGGGCACCAGCAACUCUUACUGUCAUCACUGGAGAUGUCCAUUACCAGCACCCCUCAGGAUCAAGCCCAAAGUAAGUAUGGCUUUUCGUUCCCUGUCCUACUGUCUUUAAAACCAUGAGUAGUAGAGUACGUGAAAUUUAACAGACAUCCACUCAGAGCACAGCAUGACAUGGACUUUCAGCUGGUGCGUGAGCUCAGAGACUGGAAAUACAGUUGGCAUCAACUGCUCCCUGCUUUUAUUUUCUCAGUGUUACAAAGACAAGAAAACUGCCAAAGAGGAAAACAAUUAGACUAUGUGCAAUAUCCAUUGUAUACUAAAGAAUGAAGGCAAGAGGAGAAAACCCUAAUACAAAUUGUUUUGUUUGCUUGCCCUGCCGGUAAUCAUUUAAAAAAAAAAAAAAAAAAAAACACCUCUUUUUAUUUAGAUCCUUCUCUUCCGUGAAAAAGUGUUGCUUUUUCUGCAUAUUGCAGGGUGAGUGUUCAGUACAGUGCAUGGGGCACUGAAGCAGAUGUAUAAAUCCCCAUUAUUAUUCAUGGGAGUGGCAUGCCUAGCUCCCCGCACUAAAAAAGGCCUGUGUGUAGUUUAUAUUAAUGGCAGCAAAUGUUUAAGGUAUAUUUAUACACACAUGAAUUUCAGAGAGCGAAUAUACAGUGAGGGCAGUGUUAAUUCAGGAUAUACAUGAAGCAGCUGAGAGAUGGCAUCAUGACAAGUGGUGGAGCAAACUGGAGCCGAGCAAACUGUACCGCUAAAGUUAACAAGUGCAAAUAAAUACCUUUUCAACA